AGCGGAGCGGCUGCGGUGCCUGAGAGCAGAAGAGCCCUGGCUCCUGCGCUUCCUCUGCGGCCAUGACCUCCGCUCCGCUGCCGCCACCGCCGCUCUUCUCGGCCGCCGAGGUGCAGCGGCGCUGCGCGGCCGGAGCCUGCUGGGUGCGGCGCGGCGCGCGCCUCUACGACCUCACGGGCUUCGUGCGGCGCCACCCCGGGGGCGAGCAGCUGCUGCGGGCGCGCGCCGGCCGCGACGUGAGCGCCGACCUGGACGGGCCGCCGCACCGGCACUCGGACAACGCGCGCCGCUGGCUGGAGCAGUACUACGUGGGCGAGCUGCGCGGCCCCACGCAGGAUCCUCAGGAGAAUGGAACUGUCACCCAUGCCAAUGCCCAGGAUGCAAAUCCUAACAUGGAUUCAAAGUGCAAAUCAGUGGAUUUUGAAAAGGACCUGGUUGACUGGCAAAAACCUUUGCUGUGGCAGGUGGGCCACCUGGGAGAGAAGUAUGAUGAGUGGGUGCACCAACCUGUGGAUAGACCUCUCCGCCUCUUCCACUCAGAUUUCCUAGAAGCUUGCUCCAAGACUUCUUGGUAUGUUGUUCUUGCUGUCUGGUUCCCAUUGGUGAUGUACCUCAGCUGGUUCUACUUCAGAGCCCUCACUCGGGACAACGUCCGACUCUUCUUAUCAUUCACCACAGAAUACGCCAUCCCCAUGCCCAAGUACGUAUUCCCAUUUUUCUUCGGUGUUGGGAUAUUGUUAUGGAGUGCCAUAGAGUAUGCCCUCCACCGCUUCCUGUUUCACAUGAAGCCACCUGCUAGCAGCUAUUACCUCAUCAUGUUCCACUUCCUCAUCCAUGGCCAGCACCAUAAGUCCCCAUAUGAUGGCUCCCGCCUGGUCUUCCCCCCGGUGCCCGCUUCCCUGAUAAUUGGCUUAACAUACGUGUCGCUCCGCCUCCUCCUACCUGAGACCAUCGCGGGCAUCAUCUUCACGGGCGGCCUCCUUGGCUACAUCAUCUAUGACAUGAUGCAUUACUACCUGCACUAUGGGUCACCAUCCAAGGGCACCUACCUAUACAAGAUGAAGGCCUACCAUGUCAAACACCACUUUGAACACCAAAAGUCAGGGUUUGGCAUCUCCUCCAAGAUCUGGGACAUAUACUUCCACACUCUCAUUCCAGAGACCUCGGAGAAGGAGCAGUAACACCUUCUCAGCCCCACUCCCCCUGCUUUUUUCUUCCAGGUGCCACCCUUCCCUCCUUCUUGGCUAACACUUCCUCCCCUCACCCUUUAUCUGGUGUCCCCUACAGGAUGCCUGGCGCUGGUGGGUCAGGCCCACUGGCCCAUUGAGAGGUGGUUGUGAUUCCCCGAAGAUAAGAGGGACCAAUGCCUUCCUAACAAGUCCCAGAAAAGUGCAGCAAUUGUUCUCAUGACUCCCAGGAACUGAGAAACUCCACCUCACCCGUGGAAUGCCCUCCUGGAAGCCUGCCCACCUGAGACGCCUUGUGAUAUUGACAGUCCCACCGGCUCAGUGUGGCCUCAGGCCUGUAGCAGGAGUUAAGAGCCCUGAGUCCAAAGGGCUGCAGCCCUAGAGAGGAGUGAAAGAAACAGAUGCUAUGGAAAAGGGAGUGAAGAGCUGCCCAGCAGAAGGUGAAUCCCUCUAAAGCCUGAAGUGCCUUGUACUCCCUUGGAAGAGACCCCUGAUGAUGUCCAUGGUGGAGGCCUCCACACAGCCAGAGCCAGAUUAGCUGGCAGCUCCUCCCAUCUCCCUUAUUCUCUCCUGGAGAAUAUCUCUCAACACCCCUCAGGUCAAGGGGCAAGCUGGUCCAACCAGUCUUUUGCUUCAGGGAGAUGGCCGAGCAAGGCCUGAAGUAUAUGAAGGGGUCUCAGUCAUCACCCGUGUUCUUCUGUGGAUGACUCCCUCAGUGCCUGGGUCUGAGGCUGGCUCAGAUACCAACCACAAGUGCCAAUUAUCAAGCCAAAUAAGUGCCUCCUGGACCGACGGCCCUCUGGCCUGGCUGGCAUCCAGGAAAAGCCUGGGUACCAUCCAUACGUGCCCUUAAGCUGGGCUUCUGAUCCCCAAACCUGCCUCUUCAGAAGCAGGGGAUGGUCCAGUGAGAGUCCACAGGUGCCAGUCCUCAGCUAGAAGUCAGGCCAAAGCCAUCACCCUUUUCCCAACUCCCCUGACACUCUAUCAUGAGAAGUCAUGCCUUAUCCUCUGUCGAAGAGCCCUGGCCAGCUGGGUGGCAGAUAUUACCACAGUCCUGUUGGCAAAGUGACCAAGGUGCCUUCUUUCCUCAUCUCCUCUUUCCCCAGACAAAUCUAGCAUCUUUCAAUAGUCCCAUCACUCCAUGUUCCUAAUGCCUCAGUGCCUUCCCAGCUCUUCCCAACAAUUACUAUCAUCCAAGUGUGCUGAGAUGGGUUGCCAUGUGAAUUGGCAUCUUGGGGCCUUCAUCUUCCCUUCCCCCAGCUCCCAGUUUCCCCCCAACCCAACCUGACUGUCCUCCCUCUGUCCCCUGCUUCAGGCCCAUGACAUGAAGCACCCUACUCUUGCUCCUAACCAAAUCCCCUCACUGCAUUAAAGUGGGUCUUAUUUAUAAGCCAUUGGAAAUUCUCCUAGCUUGGCCCUGCACCAAGUUCGGGUUUCACAUGCUGCCUCUCCUAACCCCAGGUGUGGAUCCCGUGUAAGUUUUGUUCUUGAUAUUGGUUUUUUUCCUAUUCCCAUCCUCAGACAGUUAGUUCUUGAAAGUUUAAAAGAAAAAUCCGAUGGGUAUCAAAAGAUGUGGUUUGGGCUGAUCUUGUGAUUUCUAAUGUUUACCAUGGAGAUAUUUAAAGGUUUUGGAAGAAGUCUAUAGAGCCAUAGUUGUGAAAUAAAGAUGUAAAUAUUGUUUAUUUUGAAAAAAUAAAACUGAAAAAGCCUCAAAUCAAACAACAAAAGCGUAAUUAUUAUCUGUCAGAGCUACGGGUGAGCUGGGGACAGAAUUCCCUUGGCAGGCUGACUCAUGCAGUCUCUGUGUCCCAAUCCAGCUGGCUUCCCUGGAGGGGAAGAAGGAAAAAGACAUGGGAAGGAAUUUCCCAUGGUGGAAAUGGGAAAAUUCAAAAGUGAGUUUGGAGUUUGGCAUAGGUAAGGAGGCAGAAGAGCAUUUCCUUUUCCUAACCGUGCUCCGGUGGUGACCUUCAGCCCAGUUCCCCAUCUUGACCUUGAGCUGGAGCCCCCUUGAGUUGCCCACCCAAAAACCAUUCCCCCUUAGCAUUGGGUACCACCUGGGCACUACAGAAACAAGAACAGUAAGCAAUGAAAUACUGAAUACAAGGAGGUUGUGGAGGAUCUCUGAAAUCAGAGCCCCUGACCAAAGGAAGGAAGCUAGCAGGUAGCAACCUGAUGAAGAAACUCCUUCCAAAUGGGCAAAUUCCAAAAAAGGGCAACAUAAAGGGAAGACUUCAGUGGGAAAUUGAAAAUGCUAUUUUCUCCCACUGUCUUAACAGUCUAGUAAGGUGGUGUGCCAGUCAUGUUGAAAAAGGUGAUCAUUGGAAAAUGAUUACAAUAUAGAAA
Messenger RNA from Dromiciops gliroides (monito del monte), 3530 nucleotides. RefSeq names its product fatty acid 2-hydroxylase (gene FA2H). Gene Ontology annotation, cellular component: membrane; endoplasmic reticulum. Bases 63 to 1181 code for a protein of 372 amino acids. Gene Ontology annotation, molecular function: fatty acid 2-hydroxylase activity; iron ion binding; heme binding. The transcript has 7 exons. Gene Ontology annotation, biological process: fatty acid metabolic process; lipid biosynthetic process. The record is from RefSeq and is a predicted model, not a curated record. NCBI's taxonomy places the organism in Eukaryota, Metazoa, Chordata, Mammalia, Microbiotheria, Microbiotheriidae.